Messenger RNA from Neltuma alba, 941 nucleotides. Its product is annotated as universal stress protein PHOS32-like. NCBI's taxonomy places the organism in Eukaryota, Viridiplantae, Streptophyta, Magnoliopsida, Fabales, Fabaceae. The coding region runs from base 128 to 616 and encodes 162 amino acids. The transcript is spliced from 4 exons. The record is from RefSeq and is a predicted model, not a curated record.
AGCCUCAGAAGUUGCGGUCUUCGUCAUCAAGCUUUCUCUGGGGCGCGUUCACAUAACCCAAAAAAAAAAAAACCAAAGCCUUAUCUCAGAACGCUGCACUUUGCCUUGUUUGUCGCCAAACCGAGAAAUGGCAGCUCAUAGGAGAGUCGGAGUGGCCGUUGAUUUCUCACCUUGCAGCAACAGAUCUCUCCAAUGGACUGUGGAUAACCUCGUCCGAGAAGGGGAUCACCUCAUUCUUCUCAACGUUAGCCGCGAAUCGGAUUACGAGAAGGCCGAGAUUCAGCUCUGGGCAGCCACUGGUUCUCCUUUGAUUCCGCUGGCUGACUUCUGUGAUCCAGUGAUCAUGAAGAAGUAUGGAGUGAAACCUGCUGCCGAAACACUCGAUAUUGUUCAAACUGCUGCCAGGCAGAAGAAGGUUGAAGUUCUCUUGAAGAUCUACUGGGGAGAUGCUCGUGAGAAGAUUUGCGAAGCAGUUAAUUCCAUACCUCUGGACUGCCUUAUUAUGGGGAACAGAGGCCUUGGGACCGUCAAAAGGGCUAUAAUGGGCAGUGUGAGCAACUACGUAAUGAAUAACGCGUCUUGCCCUGUGACAGUGGUGAAGGCAGAGUCCCAUUGAAGCCGCUUUGUCUCUGUAGCAUGCUCGAAGUCAAUAAGCUUUCAUCUGGUUGAGCCAUGAUUUCCUUGUCGGCUGGAUAAGUUGUAUUCUGCUCCUUUCCAAAACGAACUUAUAUUCUAGCAAAAUAAUGCUGUUCUAUGAUCUUUGUGUUUUGUAUUGGAUUAAUAUGAGUGCAUAUAUAUGGUCAGUGUUUGCGUUGCAUGUUUUAUGAUCAACUGCGUAUUCAGUGUGUUUGGGCCUAUAUUGCUGAAUUUGUGUACAUAAAGGCCAUUAUUAUGUUACGAAAUGAAAAUAUGAAUAAGAACGAUAAUCAAAUUUGAUGGAA